GCCAGGAACUGACCCCGAGGCGAAUAGGAGCAUGUGAGCUGUGCACCAGGCCUCAGGAUCAUCACAGCUGGCAUGGCAACAGAGGGUCAAGCAAUCAGAGGUGUCAAUCAUCGGAGUUAUGGAGCUGUUCAUCAGAGCCAUGAAGUAACCAAUCAAGAACACUUCGAUGCCAUUGCUCCUUAUCACAUUGCUCAAGCAGAAGGACCUUCUGCUCCCCACCCUCAUCUGAUAGACUAUACGUCUGACUAUGAAGGCACAUUCCCUAGAAGUAGUGGAAGCGACGUACCACCCCCACCAGAGUUGCUUAACAAGCGUAAGGAUGGGCCACCUCCAUCACAAACAAACUGGAACAUUCCUGCUGUCUCAGAAGAUACAGCCAGAGACGCUUUCAUAAAGUAUGCAGACAGUAAAUUGUGCUAUAGCAGAACUCCAGCCAUAGAAAUGGUAUUUCGGGAUCUAAAGCCAUUUAACACCUACAGAUAUUCUCUGGAGACUUUCACUGAAACAAGGUGCACGGACGUGAAGACAGUGCCUUACAAUGGUGAAUUUGUUGACUCCUAUAUGCUUGGUGCUCCCCCGCUACUAUGGAAUAUACAGGUGGAAGUUCCUCCUAUGUUCACAGAUCACAUACAGAGAGUCAAAGUACCUCACACUUCAUUAGUAAAGGGCUGUUUUGACUGUGCAGCGUCAGGUAGGGUUCGCUGCUGGAAAUGCAACGGGCGAGGUCAGAUAGAGUGCUGGGUGUGUCAUGGUAAUCGGACGUGGGGCAAUGAUAACAGGUGUUCACACUGCUCAGGACGUGGCUGCGAAAGAUGCAUCAUUUGCUCUGGUGAGGGGCUCAAGAAAUGUGACACCUGUGAAGGAAGAGGACAAAUGCUGUCUUACACUGAGCUGCAAGUCAAAUGGAAAAAUAACAUUUUUGAAUAUGUGGUGGACCAGAAAUGUGGGUUUCCUGCCAAACACUUCAAAGCUGUCGGGGGAGAGAAGAUAUUUGUUGAUGAACAAGCCAUGGUUUAUCCUGUGGUGAAUUUUCCCGAUCCUUCCGUAAAUCAAGCUUCCCAAAAUGCUAUUCAGCAACACCAUGCUCAGUUUGCAUCUGCAGCUCGUGUGCUGCGACAGAGGCAAACCAUUGAGUUAAUUUUUCUCACACAAGUGGAGUAUGAAUGGAAGGGGACACUGUAUUCCUACUAUGUCUAUGGAAAUGAAAAUGAGGUGUAUGCAGAACAUUACCCCCAAAAAUGUUGCUGCUCCGUCAUGUAACUCACACAUCAGUCCUCAGGACUCCAAGGUGGAUGGCUUGCUUUCCAGAACCGAACGAGCGAAGACAUCAUCUAACAAUGUGCUCAGUUGUUUUUAGUUUGCUGUUGAAGACCACAUACAUUGGUUGAGGUGCAAUGGGAAAGGAAGGGGAGAAUGAGAAGGCCUAGCAAGCAGAUUCCCAGAUUGGAAUCUAGACUGCAUGCAUGUUGCAGUCUUUCUGGAAGUUUUGCUAUGGACGUUGCUGCCUCUACCCUGUCAGUGGUAAAAAAUUCAGCUAUGAGUACAACAGUGUUUAAUUAUGGUCGGAAGGCUGUGUAGACAUGUACUUAUUGACCAACUAAAGAAGACAUAUCUACAUAGAGCACAAGCUUUCGUGUACCAAGUUCACUUCAUCAGAUGCACAGCAUACAUACCCUGUUCAUUUACUUAAUAAAGGUGCAUAUCUACCCUA
This is a messenger RNA of Gavialis gangeticus (Gharial), 1711 nucleotides long. RefSeq names its product protein SSUH2 homolog. The coding region runs from base 73 to 1260 and encodes 395 amino acids. The transcript has 13 exons. The record is from RefSeq and is a predicted model, not a curated record. Lineage: Eukaryota; Metazoa; Chordata; Crocodylia; Gavialidae.